AUGGAUAAAUCUUGGAUGCAUAUUGAAGAUAGAUUGUGGUCCCAUGAAUAUGCCGAAGGCAUUAAUCAAUUCUUAUCAAUGGCUCAAUCCAAUGCUCCUUCCAGUGACUCAAUUAGGUGUCCUUGUCGGGACUGUCGUAAUAACUUCUUCCAGCCAUUUACUGUUGUGAGGGAUCAUCUAUUUUUGAGAGGGAUUGAUAGAAGUUAUACUCAAUGGAUAUUUCAUGGAGAAGAUGAUCAUUUUCAUGCCAGCCGGUCAGACGAUGAGGAUGAUGGAGAUGAUACUAGAGAGUACAUUGAUGACGUCGAUGAGAUGUUAGAUGACAUUCGGGUGGGAUCCUUCGUGGAUGAUAUUACCGUUUUAAAUGCUAGUGGCAGUGAUGAUGAUAAUGCACAGCCCAACGUUGGGACUUCUAGACACCAUACGUUUGAACAAUACGUCGAGGAUGCACGACGUCCCCUAUAUCCAUCGUGUACAACCUACUCAAAGCUAUCAUUUAUGGUGAAGUUGCUUCACAUCAAGACAAUCAGGGGUUGGAACAUGAAGUCAUUUAACAUGGUGCUAAAGCUACUGAAGUCUGCAUUCCCGAGUGCUCUCUUGCCUGAAGACUAUAAUGAUGCGCGUCAGCUAGAGCGUGGAUUGGGAUUUAGUUACACCAAAAUCCAUGUAUGCCCAAAUGACUGUAUGUUGUUUUGGAAAGAUGAUGAAGACAAAGAUAAAUGCCCGAAAUGCAACGCAUCUAGGUGGAUCUCAAUGACGAGUAAACACCAGGUACCUCAGAAAGUGAUGCGUUAUUUUCCAUUGAAGUCUAGGUUGCAACGCCUUUAUCUAUCGAAGAAGACAGCAGAAGCCAUGUGA
This is a messenger RNA of Carya illinoinensis, 858 nucleotides long. RefSeq lists its product as uncharacterized. The coding region runs from base 1 to 858 and encodes 285 amino acids. The transcript has a single exon. The record is from RefSeq and is a predicted model, not a curated record. NCBI's taxonomy places the organism in Eukaryota, Viridiplantae, Streptophyta, Magnoliopsida, Fagales, Juglandaceae.